Molecule: messenger RNA, 3521 nt
Organism: Microtus ochrogaster (prairie vole)
Lineage: Eukaryota; Metazoa; Chordata; Mammalia; Rodentia; Cricetidae
Gene: Klhl5
Product: kelch like family member 5
Molecular function (GO): protein binding
Source: RefSeq, a predicted model, not a curated record
AGCUGGGAAAGUGCCUGCUGCUUCAGGAUAGGUGGGUCAGAGUUUGCUCUGAUUGAGCGGAAUGUUCCACCGCGGCUCGGCUUUAUCCAUUACCCUUUGUUCUUUAUAGUCUGAUAUAUUGGGAUGAAAGUAAAUGUAGAUAUAUAUAUGAACGAUCUCUUUUCCUUUGGAGCUGCUUGUUGUAUACAACAGGAAAUAUAUUUCUCUUGUCUUGGUUGGAUGCACAAAUCUGUGUGCCGUGCUUUUUGCCCGUUGCCUAGACAAUCACUUGGUUUCUCUGAGGAUGUCUGGUUCUCGUAAAGAGUUUGAUGUGAAACAGAUUUUGAAAAUCAGAUGGAGGUGGUUUGGUCAUCAGGCAUCAUCUAAUUCUUCAGUUGACAGCCAGCAGGGAGAAUUUUGGAGCCGAGGACAGACUGGAGCAAGCGGUGGGAGAAAGUUUUUAGAUCCAUGUAACCUACAGUUGCCUUUGGCUUCAAUUGGUUACCGAAGGUCCAGCCAACUGGAUUUCCAGAAUUCACCUUCUUGGCCAAUGGCAUCGACCUCAGAAGUCCCCGCGUUUGAGUUUACCGCAGAAGACUGUGCCGGUGCACACUGGCUGGAUAGACCAGAAGUGGACGAUGGCACCAGCGAAGAGGAAAAUGAAUCCGAUUCCAGCUCGAGCAGGACGUCCAAUAGCAGUCAGACACUGUCAUCCUGCCAUACUAUGGAGCCAUGUUCAUCAGAUGAAUUCUUCCAAGCCCUUAACCAUGCAGAGCAAACAUUUAAAAAAAUGGAGAACUACUUGAGACAUAAGCAAUUGUGCGAUGUCAUUUUAGUCGCUGGCGAUCGCAGGAUUCCAGCUCACAGACUGGUGCUCUCCUCCGUCUCGGAUUAUUUCGCUGCUAUGUUUACUAAUGAUGUCAGGGAGGCAAGGCAAGAAGAAAUAAAGAUGGAAGGUGUGGAGCCGAACUCAUUGUGGUCCUUAAUUCAGUACGCAUACACAGGCCGCCUUGAACUAAAAGAAGAUAACAUCGAGAGCCUGCUGUCUACCGCGUGCCUUCUGCAGCUCUCCCAGGUUGUGGAAGCAUGCUGUAAGUUUCUCAUGAAGCAGCUUCACCCGUCCAAUUGCCUUGGAAUCCGUUCUUUUGCCGAUGCCCAGGGCUGCACAGAUUUGCAUAAAGUGGCCCACAAUUACACUAUGGAACAUUUCAUGGAAGUAAUCAGAAACCAGGAGUUCGUCUUACUCCCAGCCAAUGAAAUCGCAAAGCUCUUGGCCAGUGAUGACAUGAACAUCCCUAAUGAGGAGACAAUACUGAACGCUCUUCUUACUUGGGUCCGGCACGAUUUGGAGCAGAGGCGGAAAGAUCUCAGUAAACUCUUGGCAUAUAUUAGGCUACCUCUCCUUGCACCACAGUUCCUGGCAGACAUGGAAAACAAUGCACUUUUUCGGGAUGACAUAGAAUGUCAGAAACUCAUUAUGGAAGCAAUGAAGUAUCACUUAUUACCUGAGAGACGACCCAUGUUGCAGAGUCCUCGGACGAAACCUCGCAAGUCGACUGUUGGAACACUGUUUGCAGUUGGCGGGAUGGAUUCAACAAAAGGAGCAACAAGCAUUGAGAAGUACGACCUCCGCACAAAUAUGUGGACGCCCGUGGCAAACAUGAACGGGAGGAGAUUGCAGUUCGGUGUCGCGGUGUUAGAUGACAAGCUGUACGUGGUUGGAGGGCGCGACGGACUGAAGACUUUGAACACGGUAGAGUGUUACAACCCCAAAACAAAGUCCUGGAGUGUGAUGCCGCCUAUGUCCACACAUAGGCAUGGGCUUGGCGUGGCCGUGUUGGAAGGCCCCAUGUACGCGGUAGGAGGGCAUGAUGGCUGGAGCUAUCUGAACACCGUGGAGCGAUGGGACCCUCAGGCUCGCCAGUGGAAUUUUGUUGCCACUAUGUCCACCCCCAGGAGCACAGUAGGUGUGGCUGUACUAAGUGGAAAACUUUAUGCAGUUGGUGGCCGCGAUGGGAGUUCUUGUCUCAAGUCAGUAGAGUGCUUUGAUCCUCACACUAAUAAGUGGACACCGUGUGCCCAGAUGUCAAAAAGGAGAGGCGGCGUGGGCGUGACCACCUGGAACGGACUGCUGUAUGCCAUCGGAGGACACGAUGCUCCCACGUCCAACCUGACUUCCAGACUUUCCGACUGUGUGGAGAGAUAUGAUCCCAAAACAGACAUGUGGACUGCAGUGGCUUCCAUGAGCAUCAGCAGAGACGCAGUGGGGGUCUGUUUGCUUGGGGACAAGCUGUAUGCUGUCGGGGGUUAUGAUGGGCAGACCUACCUGAACAUAGUGGAGGCUUACGAUCCCCAGACGAACGAAUGGACCCAGGUUGCCCCACUGUGCCUAGGAAGAGCUGGAGCGUGCGUUGUGACUGUAAAGAUAUGACUUCAUGCUUUGCCCUCUAAAUGACGAUGCCCUCUCCUACCAGUGGAUUCAUCUGCAGUGACCGUGCAACGCCACAUUCCUAGGCACAGAGUGUCUCAUUUCUAAAUGGAGAUGUUGAAACAAUGGAGGAAGGAAUGCAUGGACCAGGAUGAGAUGCUUCAUCGCUUAGUAAAUUAAAGCUACAGCUGGUGGACUGGAGUCCCACCUUCGGAUAAACAAUAUGAAGACAAGUGCACUGCCCCAGAACAAUCCAGCACUAACUGGGAAUUUCAUCUCUCUUUAGUCGGGCACAUUUUAGUCACGCUGUCCAGAGUUACGACAAUACAGACAUACGAACUUCUAAAAUAUUACUUUAUAAGUUUGUCAUACGCGAGCUUCCAUACUUUUUAUUAUUGUUUAAUCAAACCACUAUUUUAAUGACAUACUAAAGACUAUGCUGUCUAGUUUUUUUCAGGUACAAUAAUAUUAAAUCUGCUCUAGUUGUAAAUUUUAUUACUAAAGUUGGUUUAACCCAAUAAUAAAGGAAAACACAACAUUAAAAAUAAGACUGACCAAACAAACACUUGAUAGGAUCUCUAGGUCCUACUUAAAUAGCCAUCCCAUUCCCUCUAGAUCCAGCAAGGACCGUGUGUGGUAGGCUGCUACUGAUAUUAAAGCGGAUGCUUUACACUAAGAUAUGCAAGUCUGUGUAGAGAAAAUAAAUGCUAUCUACUCUAUGAUGUUCUUCCCCUAACUAGUAUUUAACUAUGUGGGUUUAUGUUCUUUUAUACUACAGAAGAGGAAUUGGGUCUGUCCCUUUGAUACUGAUGCAGUUCUUUGGCCGGUCUUACAUUGUCUGCUGCCGCCUGGUUUCUCACAAAUUAGCCAAUUGUGUUAAGAACCCAUUGUGCUUCUUUGUAAUCAAAAUAUGGGGGGGGGGUGCUAAUUGAAUAUUUGAAAAAUAAGUUUAAAGUGUUUGUUACUCAAAAUUUUGUACAUUUGUAAGCUCUAAUUACAUACGUGAAUGUUAAUCAUCUCGGUGAAUUGUUUAUUGUUUGUAAAAUGCCCCGGGCAGUAACGUUGUAUGAAAUGUUCUUUAAGGUAGAAGUCCUUUCCUUAAUAUAAAAUGGAU